Propithecus coquereli (Coquerel's sifaka) is the source of this 946-nucleotide messenger RNA. It is a transcript of the gene DNAJC5, whose product is annotated as DnaJ (Hsp40) homolog, subfamily C, member 5. Gene Ontology annotation, biological process: regulation of synaptic vesicle cycle. The record is from RefSeq and is a predicted model, not a curated record. Bases 39 to 542 code for a protein of 167 amino acids. The transcript has 5 exons. Gene Ontology annotation, cellular component: membrane; presynapse; intracellular membrane-bounded organelle. NCBI's taxonomy places the organism in Eukaryota, Metazoa, Chordata, Mammalia, Primates, Indriidae.
AGCGAUCCUCCUGCCUCAGCUUCCCAAAUUAGCCUAACAUGGCAGACCAGAGACAGCGCUCACUCUCUACCUCGGGGGACUCACUCUACCACGUUCUUGGGCUGGACAAGAAUGCAACCUCAGAUGACAUCAAAAAGUCCUAUCGGAAACUUGCCUUGAAAUACCACCCUGACAAGAACCCCGAUAACCCAGAGGCCGCGGACAAGUUUAAGGAGAUCAACAACGCCCACGCCAUCCUGACGGACGCCACAAAAAGAAACAUCUACGACAAAUACGGCUCCCUGGGGCUCUACGUGGCGGAGCAGUUUGGAGAGGAGAACGUGAACACCUACUUCGUGUUGUCCAGUUGGUGGGCCAAGGCCCUGUUCGUCUUCUGCGGCCUCCUCACGUGCUGCUACUGCUGCUGCUGCCUGUGCUGCUGCUUCAACUGCUGCUGCGGGAAGUGCAAGCCCAAAGCGCCCGAGGGCGAGGAGACGGAGUUCUACGUGUCCCCCGAGGACCUGGAGGCGCAGCUGCAGUCCGACGAGAGGGGAGGGCACUGACACUGUGCCGCGAGUGUUUGUGGUGGCAGCUGGGACUGUUGAGGUGUGAACAUGGACCCUGGAGGUAAAGCAGGCGCAGAGGGCUGUCCCCACCCGUGACCUGCGGUAGCCAUAGAUCCCAGGGGCCGAGAGGCGGGGCGGGUGGCAAGCAGGUGGGCAGGGGCUGAGGGCCAAGGGCUGGCGGUGACUGGAGGUGCCUGAGGAAAGCCGUAUUGGGUGGAGGUCAGCGAGUAGCCUCUCCCCGUGGAGCGUUUGUCCAGGUGACCGAACGUCGUGUGCAGGAUGGCGUUGAUGGGCGUGGCCAGGCGGCUGCGCUCCUGCAGUGCCCUGUGUCUGCCACACAGGACGGUGUUGACGGGCGAGGCCAGGCAGCUGCCCUCCUGCAGUGCCCCGUGUGUGCUUGC